Messenger RNA from Sus scrofa (pig), 6793 nucleotides. RefSeq names its product solute carrier family 16 member 11 (gene SLC16A11). The record is from RefSeq and is a predicted model, not a curated record. NCBI's taxonomy places the organism in Eukaryota, Metazoa, Chordata, Mammalia, Artiodactyla, Suidae. Gene Ontology annotation, molecular function: monocarboxylic acid transmembrane transporter activity. Gene Ontology annotation, biological process: monocarboxylic acid transport; transmembrane transport.
CCCCCCACGCCCCAGGUGGCCCAGGCCCCCAGUGGCAAUCCCUGUUUACCCGGAGAGCCUGUGCAAGUUGGGCUCCAUCUCGGCAUUCUCUCCCCUCUGGGGCCCCGCCCGCCCGGAAAGCGGGGAGAAAACCGGGCCGAGCCAUUCCUCGCCCUUCCCCUCCCCGCACCGCCGGGAGAGGUCGGGCGGCGAUGACCCCCAAGCCAGCCGGACCCCCGGACGGGGGCUGGGGCUGGGUGGUGGCGGCCGCAGCCUUCGUGGUGAAUGGGCUCUCCUACGGGCUGUUACGCUCCCUGGGCCUCGCCCUCCCUGACCUCGCGGAGCAUUUUGACCGAAGCGCUCAGGACACUGCGUGGGUCAGCGCCCUGGCCUUGGCGGUGCAGCAGGCAGCCAGCCCAGUGGGCAGCGCCCUGAGCACCCGCUGGGGGGCGCGCCCGGUUGUGAUGGUUGGAGGCGUCCUCACCUCGCUCGGCUUCGUUUUCUCGGCUUUCGCCCGCAGUCUGCUGCACCUCUAUCUUGGCCUGGGCGUCCUUGCUGGCGCCGGCUGGGCCCUGGUGUUCGCCCCUGCCCUUGGGACCCUCUCACGUUACUUCUCCCGCCGUCGAGUCUUGGCCGUGGGGCUGGCCCUCACGGGCAACGGGGCCUCCUCGCUGCUCCUGGCGCCCGCCUUGCAGCUCCUCCUGGAUCAUUUCGGCUGGCGGGGCGCCCUGCUCCUCCUCGGCGCCGUUACCCUCCACCUCACCCCCUGCGGCGCCCUGCUGCGACCCCUGGAGCUCCCAGGCGACCCCCCGACCCCACCCCGAAGCCCUCUGGCAGCCCUCGGCCUAGAUCUCUUCACACGCCGGGUCUUCUUGGUUUUUGCUCUAGGCACGGCCUUGGUGGCGGGCGGGUACUUCAUCCCCUACGUGCACUUGGCCCCUCACGCUUUAGAUCGGGGUCUGGGCGGAUACGGGGCAGCACUGGUGGUGGCGGUGGCCGCGGUGGGGGACGCGGGCGCCCGGCUGCUCAGCGGGUGGCUGGCGGACCAGGGUUGGGUGCCCCUCCCGCGUCUGCUGGCGAUGUUCGGGGCUCUGACCGGGCUGGGGCUGCUGGCGGUGGGACUGGUGCCCGUGGUGGGGAGCGAGGAGGGCUGGGGAGGCCCCCUGUUGGCCGUGGCUGGGGCCUACGGGCUGAGCGCCGGAAGCUACGCCCCGCUGGUGUUCGGUGUGCUCCCGGGGCUGGUGGGCAUCGGAGGUGUCGUCCAGGCCACCGGGCUGGUGAUGAUGCUGAUGAGCCUCGGGGGGCUUCUGGGCCCUCCCCUGUCAGGCUUCCUAAGGGAUGAAACAGGAGACUUCACCGCCUCCUUCCUCGUGUGCGGCUCUUUCAUCCUCUCGGGCAGCUUCGUCUACAUGGGGCUGCCCAGAGCGCUGCCCUCCUGCCGUCCAGCCUCGCGUCCAGCCACCCCUCCCCCGGAGAGGGGGGAGCUGCUCCCCGCCCCUCAGGUGGCCCUGCUCUCCCCAGGAGGCCCUCGCUCCACGCUGGACACCACUUGUUGACCAUUUUCUUGUUGGAGCCCCUCCCCCAAUAAAGACUUUAUGAUUUUUCCUGCAAACUCCAAUUGUUAGGCAAUCUAGGAUGCUGGAAACGCUCGACUUAAGAUAUCCAUAAACACUGGUUCAGAGGAAGAGGAUCCCGCUAAGCCCCAGAAGGCAGGAAGGGUGUUUGUUCAGGCAGUCCAUUUCUCUUUGCCCAUUACAGCAGGAAAUCUUUGAGAAAUCGUUUGCUUCCUCGCAGCUUCAGCUGGUUGGGGGGGGUGAGAGGGGGUGGUGUGCUCCCGGGUGCUAGCUGCCCCAUUCUCAUUUCCCAGAUAACUUUUUCCUGCAUGUCAACCUCCUUCCACUGGCCUGAGGGAAAUAUAAGAAUCCCAGACCUGUGGAGUUCCCUCGCAGCACAGUGGGUUAAGGAUCCAGUGUUGCCACUGCCGAGGCUCUGGUCACUGCUGUGGCACGGGUUCUAUCCCUGCCCAGGAACUUCCACAUGUCACAGGAGCAGAAAAAAAAAAAAAAAAAAAAAAAAUCCCAGACCUGGACUUCAGCUUUUUUAGCUUUAUCUCCCCCUCCCAAACUAGCACCCCCCACCAUGUUCUUCACUAUUUUCUUUCUUCCUUUUCUAAGUUACAGGGGAGAGUGGGAAAGAGGAGGUCAGUGGGCAAGUGGGAACAACUGUGGUGAGAGAGCAGAGUCCAGGGUUUAAAUGCUCGGGGUCACCGGAACUCCUGGCUACCUCCCCUCAGCCAACCCAAGCAUGUGGGCCCCGGCUCUUUUUGAGGUUCUGAUGAUCAUCCAGUUUUCUUCAUCAGUUGAAUCUCAAAGGGACAUCCCUCUUCCCCAAAGAUCUGUCUUCAGGGAAGAAACUUAGGAGGCAACACUAGGAGAUCACGUGAAACAGGGUAAGUCUCUUGGCCUUUGAUUUCCACACUCUGUGGUCAGCUGUCUGGAGCAGGCUGAACUCCUGAUCCUUCAGAACAGGUCACAGGAGCAAAGAAGAGGUAAGAACCCUCCACGGAAUACAAAGGGUGGGCACAGCCAUCCCAGGAGCCCCAAGCCUGCUCUGGCGGGAGGCGGAUCUUGAUGCUAAGGCACUGUGGUCUGUGGGUGCCAAGGUGGGGCAGGCGAACACCGGGAGCCGCCAACCUCUGGCUUUCGGGGUCUGACUCUCCCCGUCUUGGCGUUCAGUCCUCUCCCAGGCCCUCCUUGGGCAGCACCUCUGUUACAGGGUCCUGGGCCUUGGAGGUAGGAGCUGAGAAGCAGAAGAAGUGGGGCAGAGUGAUGAGAACGCCACUCCCUGCAAGAAGGAAGGCCCCCGCCACCACAAAAGAAGCUGUGUAGUUGCCUGUCACAUCCCGGAGGUAGCCUAGGUUCAAGAGAAAAAGAAUACACAUGGGUGAUCUGUUUCCGGGGCCGCGAGCUCAGACACACUUGGGGGAGGAGGGAAGAAAAUCAUCCCUGGCUGAUCAUCUUGGAAGAGUGAGGACUCUCAAGAUACAACUGGGUGAACUUGAGGACUGGGCUUUCCAAGGGGCCUGAAAAGUUAUUUUCAGCCGCCUUCCUGCCUUCUGAAAGCAUCUCUGCACCAGCCAGUGGGGGCCUGGGGAUCCAGAUGGAGUCAGGCACGCCUGUGCCUUUCUUCCCAAUAACUGGGACCCUCGCUACCAUGCCUUCACUUCAUAGGGGUUUUUUUGGUUUGUUUUUUGCUUUUUAGGGCCUCACUCGCGGCCUAUGAAAGUUCCCAGGCCAGGGGUUGAAUUGGAGCUACUGCUGCCGGCCUACACCACAGCCACAACAACGCUGGAUCCAAGCUGUGUCCGCGACCUACACCACAGCUCACAGCAACGCCGGAUCCUUAACCCACUGAGCGAGGCCAGGGAUCGAACCCGCAACCUCAUGGUUCCUGGUCAGAUUCGUUUCCGCGGCGCCACAACGGGACCUCCAGGACUUCAGUUAAUGGUGAAGAGGAAAAUAAACGUUACGGAUCUGAAGGUUCUGGCAUCUGGAGCCUGGAGAACUUUAACCAGAUGGCUCAGACCCCUGGCCUGGGGCCCAGUGGGCCAGGAGAGAAGGCAGACAGCGGUAUGCUCGGUCUGGCCAGGUCGUCUGAAAGCCCAAGCUGGAGGUACCUGGCCAAGUGUGCCACAUGGCUUCCCUUCACCUUUCCACUGCCCCCGUUUCUUUGCUCCUUGGACCCGUUUCAGGGCUGUUCUGGUUGACCACGUGGGCUGUGCACUGUAGCACAGCAGGGGGCAAUAGGCACACACAUCCUACAGUAAAUUCCCUCCCUGAAUGGGCUGACACGGCAGCCAUGGCCCCGGGACGCCCCCCUUCCCCUUACCUGACAGAGGGGCCCCCAGCAGCCCCCCGAUGCUCUCUACCAUCUGCACCAGUCCCAGGCCACAGUAUAUCCUUCCGGUCCCCACCAGUUCAGGCAGCACGGAGAAGGCCACUGGGGUCAGAGCCCCUGAUGUGAAGCCAUAGGCCACAGACAGAGCCACCAAGGCUGUGGGAGCCUGAGCCACAGGGAACAGGGCGAGUAUCACCCCCGUCAGGGUGGUCCAGAGCAUCAGGAGUCUUGCCACAGGCCCUGGGACUGCAUCCCCUAGACACCCAGAAGCCACUCGCCCCACAAGGUCAGAAAUAGCAGCCACCGAGAGUAGGAAGGCAGCAGGAAGUGCGUCCCAAUCCAGGUCCCGGAGAUGGGCCACCAGGUGCACAUAAGGGAUGAAGUAGCCCGUGUUGAUCAGGGUCAGGGCCACAGUGUAACGGAGGAAGGGGCCGUGAUGGAGGAGGCAGGUGAGCUGGGCCCCGGGGCCACCCACAGCAGGGUCCUCAGCCAGGGAGAGUGGGCGGAGCAGAGCACCACAGGCCACCAAGUGGAGGGAGAGGGCAGACACCAGCAGUAGGGCCCCCCGCCAGGCAUAGUGGCUGAGCAGCCAUUGGAAGAGUGGGGCAAAAGCAAAGGAGGACAGGCCCACGCCCGUCAGCGCCAGCCCGGUGGCCAGGGACCGCCGGCGAGAGAAGUAACGGGACAGGCAGGCCAGGGUUGGAGUGAAGGUCAAGGCCCAGCCAGAUCCUGUCAAAAGGAAGAAAUGGGGGUUGAGGGACUCUUAGGGAGCUCAGGGCACCCAGUCAUCCUCCCACCACUGCCUGAAUGCGGCACAGGCCUGAGUUACGGUCCUAGCUCCAUGCUUUCUAGCUGUGUGACCUUGUGCAGUUCACCUCCCACCUUCAGUCUCAUUGCAAAACAGGGCUUAUAUAUUUUAUGAGACUCUGGAGGCUUAGAGAUAAUGUUUGCAAAGUACCACAGACCUUUGGAGUUAGACCUGGGCUCUCCCGUUUCUGGCUGCAUGUGCUUCAUUUGCGAGUAGCAUAAGCUCAUCUGUAAAUAGGAUAAUGAAAAGUCCCUGCCGCCACUUCACAGUAACUCCAGUCCCACUAGCCCUGGGCUUGUACUUUCUGGAUUCAUCGUCUUUGAGUUUCCUGAUCUUCCCUAACCGGUUUCUCACUUUAGUCACCUCUCUUUAAGAAGCCCCUCAGGGCCCAGGCGCCAGCCAAACCUUUCCCUCGGCUUCUCCCUAAGCCUUUCAAAGCAGCCAGAAGAAGGUAAAAAGUCCAGAGGCCAAAGACUCAGGCUUUUGACUCUCCGGCCCUUGCCCAGGGUCUCACCUGAGAGCAGCCCAAUACUCAGGUACAGGUGGGUCAAAGAGGUAGCAAAGGAGGCGAGCAGCAUCCCUAAUGCAGCCAAGAUGCCUCCAGCCAUCACCACAGGCCUGGGUCCGAACUUCGUGCUCAGGGCACUGCCCACUGGGCCUGGAGAAGAGGAAAGGUUCUGGGGGAAGCGCCCAGGCGUCCUUCCCCAGCAACCACCCGCCCCAUCUCCUUGACUGUCUCCCCCCACCCCCGCCUCCCUUCCGAGGGUCAAGGGUCGCAGGACUCUGGACCCAGGCGCAGCACUCACUCCCGAACUGCUGCACCGCGAUUCCUAUGGAAGCGAUCCAGGAGACUCGCGCCGCCUGCUCCUCAAACGCCGCCACAAACUCCACAAAGAAGACGCCGAAGGAGCGGAGCACCCCGAACACCAGCGCCGACUGGAAGAACGCUGAGAGCACCACCAUCCAUCCCCAGCCCCCGUCGGGGGGCUCAGCCCUAUGUGCCAUCAGGGAGGCAACAGGGCAGCCGCCACCAAGAGACCUUCGGGAGCAGGGCUCAGGAGGUUGCGCCCACCCACCUGGCCACCCAGCCGGCCGGCUCCGGACCGCGCGGGGGCGGAGAGGAUGGUAGCGAGGAAAGCACCUACGAGGGCUUGAAAGAUGCAGAGAGGCUGCGUGAGGCGCCUGCGCCUUUUCCUUAGUGGGGGAGCGAUAUAGGUGGGGUGACCAGGCCCUCGCUGGCCCCCCGCGUUCAGCGCCAGGGGGCGUGGCUACGCUGGCGGUAGUCGAGAGUCCGGGCCCGGGUGGGACAGACGGAGGCAGGGGCGGCCAUUCGGUCUAGGAGCCCGGGGGCGGGGGCAGCACUGGCUUUGAGCCCCACCCCUGGGGCGCCAGCCUCCGGGUGGAUCAUCAAUCUUAUCAUCGGAAGGGUCAGCACCUGGCCAGCCCGGCCGACAUCCCCGUCUGCAGCUCACCAAUGAAAACGCGGAACUCCUCGGCGAGGGGCGGGGCCAGAGGGGCGGGGCGGGGUUUAGAGCCCGUUCCUUGCAGGGGCAACGAGCCCGGCGCAUGCGUGAGGCGGGGACUUUCCGGGACCAAGUCAGCGGACCCCGCGUGACCCAGGAGCCUACGAGGAGGCUCCUUCGGUCUCCUGUCUACCUAGCGGGCUAAUUCGACCAGAUUUCAGCACGGAGACGUGCACGAAACCUACAGGUCACGGAGACCAAAAAUAACUGGGGAGAGGAAGUGCAGCUCUGAGCUCACUGGAGCCCCACCAAGCACCCUUCUUCAGUGGGGCUGGAAACUUUUCCUCUGCACUCUAGUAACAAGCACUUCCUGACCACAAUUUUUGAUCUCAUGGUGGGAUAGACUAAAGAGACAAGCUGUGACCACCACUGGAGCAAUAAGCCCCUUCUACCCCACCAGCACCCAAUUUCUCCAGUCUUACACAGCGCUAUAGGGCUCGGCUUCAAGAUCUUUAGGACACUGACCUUGAAAUGUGAGCUCAAGUGUUCAUACCGGACAAGUGGGCUGGGAUGAGGAGGGAGGCUGGGUACUUUUCAAAAGCGUAUUGAAUCUUUAUAUGUGGGAAAUAAAAAUAAUCAUGCCCCA